Molecule: messenger RNA, 1284 nt
Organism: Rhodamnia argentea
Lineage: Eukaryota; Viridiplantae; Streptophyta; Magnoliopsida; Myrtales; Myrtaceae
Exons: 3
Coding region: 70-1017 (315 amino acids)
Source: RefSeq, a predicted model, not a curated record
UUCCUCGUCAGUCGUUAAGCCGCGAAUAGUACGAGUAGUCAGAGAAAAGAGGAUAAGCAAAAGCUCCCAAUGGAAGCGCAGCUGCUUCUGCAAUCUCUGGCCCUCCCUAUCUCGCCCGCAUCGAGCCGUCCCUCGUCCCCGCGCCGCGGAGCCUCCCUCAAGACCGCCUUCCGCGGACGCCACGCGCACGCCCGACGGGUGCCUCGCACUUUGGUCGCGAAGUGCAGCGUCUCCGAAGGCGAGCAGAGCGGCGACUCGAAGGACGCGCUGUCGGGCGUGGUGGGCGUGCGGGUGGAGGAGCUGCUGAGCAGGGAGGAGAACCGGGGAUUGCUCGACGGGCUGGAGAGGGCUUCGCGGAGGGUGGACGAGGCCAGGAGAGAGCUCGCGGAGAUCGAGAGGCAAGAAGUGGAAGCUCGACGGAUGAGGAAUUACAUCGAACAGCUCGAGAGCAGAGCUUCUGAGAUUGCAGAAUCCCAGAGGGAACUAUCGGAAGCAAGGGCCUUGGUCGAAGAAGCCGAGCGCUCACUCUCCCGAACCGCCAAAGCUCGGGAUGAAGAACGAGAUGGUGCGCAAAUUAAUCGCGAAGAAGAGAGAUGGGAGUCUGUUAAAGCAGCUUCUGUAUCUGCACUGGUAGGUACCCUCGCGGGUCUACCGCUAUCGCUCGCUCAGGUGGCCGCGGUGUCCCAGCUGGUACUCCCUUCAGGGAUCGACUUCAUCAGCUGUGCGCUGUUCGGGAUCACCUUCCGCUACGCAGUCAGAAGAGACUUGGACAACAUUCAGCUCAAGACAGGAACGUCCGCGGCUUUUGGAUUCGUUAGAGGUCUUGCUUGCCUGGGCGCAGGCCCGCCUCUGGAACUGAAUUUGGAAAGUUUCCUAUCGCACGCCUUUUCCGGCGCGGUGUACAUCGCCGAAGGUCUGCUUAUAUUUGUUUUCGCGGCGGUCGCUCUAGAAUUCUGCUUCAAGAUGCGGGUUUUGAGCCCUUUUCCCAUUGAAAGGCCAGAAUCAAGAACAGGUUAGACGCGAUGUACAUAUGUUUUUAUCAGCUGAUCACACAACGUUAUUCACUGCCCAAAGUCUGCGAUUUCUCGACGCCAUUGCCCCGGCUCGGUUCGGGUAGUUUAGUCUCGAAAACUGGUCGAGCGGAUUAAAGCGAGAAGGAGUGAGUUCAUAUAAGAACCCAGAUGGCACACUAGUUCAGUUGGUACAAUUUCUAUGAUCCUAAGAUGGUGAAAGCUACAUUGAUUUUCUGGAGGAGACAAGUAGAGAUUUGCAGCGUGAGUUUCA